GGCAGCAGGACUGUUACUCAUAUUAGUGCCAAUCAUCAUUUUCUUCAUGAAGAGAUGUAAAGAACAAAAAUAUCAGAUGUCUAUGAAGAUGGAUCACAGACUUUGUACCAAAAACACAUACGAUAUUACCGGAGGGAAGAAUGAGAUGGAUGAUGAUUUUGAUGAUGAUGAUGAAGAUUAUGAAAAUGCAGAUACAAUAUUUUACCAGAAAGAAGACUCAGAUGAUUCUAGUGAGGACUACGUCAAUAUAGAGGAUGAGAUGGAGAAUACGGCUCUGGGCAAUGGCUAUGCAGGUGCCAAAGCCUCAUGUGGGAUUACCUACACAGGGAACGAGAGGUAUGAUGACGAUGAUGAUGAUGAUGAUGAUGAUGACGACGAUGAUUAUGAAAAUGUAGAAGUCACUGUCCACCAGAGAGAGGAUUCAGAUGUCUCCGAUGAGGACUACGUUGACAUAGAUAUGGAUACAUAGAAAAUGGCUGAGGACGACUAUGAGGAUUAACAAAUUUAUGGAAACAUGGAUUAGUAUGUUAAAAACAAUUUACUUAUCCAGUGUCACUUUAAUCCAAACUUAUUUUAAACGGAUAAAAAUAAUCAAUGGUCAGUCAUCAGUCAUCAUUCAUCAUUUAACUCAGGUUUGAAGUGAGCUACUGUGACGUAUGAAUGUACUUGUUUUUGGACCUAUGUUCACUGCCACUUUCAGGUGAGCCAGGAUGCUUCCUAUUUCUCCCAUUAUAUCAAAACAAUGACUGCUGAACGCUAGGGGGCACUCAUGAGCGAAUCCUCAAUGAAGGGGUGUGAACAGAGCUAAACGGCUAAAAAUUAAAAACAUGCUUCGAGCCAUUCAUGACAGAACUGUCUUUAAUUUUGGAAAGUAAAAUGAAGUAUUCCAUUAAAAACAUCAAAGAAACCAGUAUCAAAAACAGUUUGGGCAGGACACUGGAAUUACGGCUAUUGAGCACUGAUUGGUUGGCAUUACUGCUACUGUGUGCUGAUCGGUUGGCAUUACUGCUACUGAGCGCUGAUUAGUUAGCAUUACUGCUACUGAGCGCUGAUUGGUCAGCAAUACUGCUACUGACCACUGAUCGGGCAGCAUUACUGCUACUGAGUGCUGAUUGGAGUUAAUGCGACAUAGCACUGAUUGACUGGCAUUCUUACUUCUGAGUGCUGAUUGGUUAGGAUUACUGAAAGUAACUGUAACUGUAAUAUCCAACCAAU
Colossoma macropomum (tambaqui) is the source of this 1215-nucleotide messenger RNA. RefSeq names its product phosphopantothenoylcysteine decarboxylase subunit VHS3-like. Lineage: Eukaryota; Metazoa; Chordata; Actinopteri; Characiformes; Serrasalmidae. The coding region runs from base 47 to 469 and encodes 140 amino acids. The record is from RefSeq and is a predicted model, not a curated record. The transcript has 3 exons.